Molecule: messenger RNA, 1047 nt
Organism: Nicotiana attenuata
Lineage: Eukaryota; Viridiplantae; Streptophyta; Magnoliopsida; Solanales; Solanaceae
Exons: 3
Coding region: 1-1047 (348 amino acids)
Source: RefSeq, a predicted model, not a curated record
AUGACAGAUAAUACCGUCAACAAGACACACAACCCCGAGAUUCAAGGAGAUCAGCCUAACUUUGAGAACUCAAUCAGUGAAACUCGUAAUGAGGAGAAUGACACCAUACUGGUUCAUAAUAGGCAGUAUCCUCGACAAGUUCGGGAGACAACUCCCGAUGAUGCUGAUGAGGAACAUGUUGUUGAUGCGCCGAGCACUGCAACAGAGUUGAUCCCGAAAUGGUUCAAAAUGCCUGAAGUGCCAACAUAUGAUGGAACUUCAGACCCUCAGGAGCAUAUUACCUCCUACACAACAGCGGUAAUAGGAAAUGACUUAGCUCCUCACGAAAUUGAAUCUGUGUUGUUAACUAGAUUUGGAGAAACUCUCACGAGAGGAGCUCUGACGUGGUAUUCGUUAUUACCCGAGCAUUCAAUUGACUCCUUUGAGAUGCUCGCGAAUUCCUUUAUCAAGGCUCAUGCUGGGGCCAGGAAGGCGGAUGUCCACAACCGGUACGAGUCAAAGAUAAGAAUCGAAAAUGAUCAAGUUGGCUUUUCGUCGUCACCCAAAGGACGAGAGAAGGAUAUAGAAAAAUCAGAAGAUGACUACGUCAGACGGACUUCGAGGGGACGGUUUUUGCCCUACGAGCAGACUGAAGGCCGUAGCAGAAACCUCCGAAUAGCAGAUAAGUUCACCGUUGACAGAAGGACUGAUCGCGGUCAGAACAACAGAUUGCUGCAGGACAAAGAGGUAUUAGGCUCUCGAGACUCCACCUACCCUAGAUUAUCUGAAUACAACUUCAACGUCAUUAUAGUGGAAUUUAUGUCAGCAAUGAGAAACAUCAAAGAGGCACGGUUCCCGAGACCAAUGAGGUCCGAUCCGGGACAAAGGGAUCCCAAUGUAUGGUGUGAAUACCAUGGGACAAACGGCCACCGGACAGGGGACUGCCGACACCUUCGAAAAGAAGUGGCAACACUAUUGAUGAAUGGUCACCUCAGAGAAUUCUUAAGUGACCGAGCAAAAAACAACUAUGGUCGGAACAGAGACAAUGCGGAACCCUUGAAAGCAUGA